AUGAAUAUAAGAGAAAAAAAGAAAACAAGUCACAGAGCUGUCAAUAUAGUCAGAACAGACAAUGAAGAGACAGAUCGUGAAUUAGAAUAUUUCAUUCCUCUCUUGAAGGAGAAGAAACAAUCAAUCAGAACUAGUGCAAUUCAUAAUCUUAUUAAUAUUUGUAUUUAUCAAAAUAGAAGAGAAGAAGUUCAUGAAUGUGAUACACAGUUAGCUGAUGCACUAUGUAGUAUAAUUACAUCUGGCAAUAAAGAACAAUCGGAAGUACUAAAUGCCAUUCAUGCACUAGAGUUGGUUUCGAUUAUGGAUGGUCUAAAUAGAUUCGAAAUGUUCAAGAGUAUCAAAGGUGCACUUACACCAUUGGUAACCGAAGGAGAAGACCACUUAAAUCCAGCCAUCAUUUCCAGUGCAUUGGAGGCAAUCUCUGUCUCAUGUUUUAUCAAUUGCUCACUCUCUGACUCCUACGAAAACACCAUUGAAAUGUUUAAAGAGAUCAUCAUGACCGAAAAGAACAAACCAAUUUUAAAUAGUGCACUCGCCGGUUGGCUAUUGAUGUUAACUCGUUUAGAGAAAUCAAAGAUUAACAAACAUGCAGAAUUAUUAGAUAGAAUUACAGAACUUUCAGAAUCAUCUUUCCACGAACUUAGAAUUACAGCUGCCGUUUCAAUUGCUUUUCUGGUGAGUGAAAUGGAUACGGCUUCCUAUGAGGAGGACGAAGGUGAAGAGGAAGAUUUGGAAGAAGACUAUGAAUAUGAUGAAGACGAAGACUAUGACUACUCACAGAAGAAUAGAAAUGGACAUCGUGCCAAAGCUCAGGAGGAAGCAGGUAGCAACGAAGACGACGAGCAAGAGGAGGACGGUGAAGACGACGACGAAGACCAGGAGGAGUAUGACGAGGAUGAAGAGGAAGCCGAUGAAUUCAACAAUGAAAUCGUAAAUCUCGUAGAGAAUCUGAUUAUCGACUCGAACAACGAGAAGGGUAAGAAGAAGAUGCAAUCAAAGUCACUCCUAAGAAACAUCGUCAAGACACUCAAGGACGGAGUCUCACCAACCGAGUUCCUCAAGGUCGAAAAGCAAUACUUUUACUUCCAAGGAUGGCGUAAAUACAUUCAGCUCCACGAAAUCAAGAGAAUCUUAAAGAGCGGUGCUUCAAUCCAGUGGGGAUACAACAAGGACUUGCGUGACCUCUUUGGCAUUGAAAUGAGAUCCACUGCCGAGAACAACAUUUUUAUGCGUGAAUUCUUUUCCCAUAACCAAAGUAAAUCAAAACAAAGAACUCAAAGUCUAACCAGAGAUCGUCUAGCCUCCAAUAAUACCCAACAAAUCAUAGCAAAUAUUGGAAUGAGAUAA
Heterostelium album PN500 is the source of this 1347-nucleotide messenger RNA. RefSeq lists its product as uncharacterized. The transcript has 6 exons. Bases 1 to 1347 code for a protein of 448 amino acids. Lineage: Eukaryota; Evosea; Eumycetozoa; Acytosteliales; Acytosteliaceae. The record is from RefSeq and is a predicted model, not a curated record.